Molecule: messenger RNA, 648 nt
Organism: Rhodotorula toruloides NP11
Lineage: Eukaryota; Fungi; Basidiomycota; Microbotryomycetes; Sporidiobolales; Sporidiobolaceae
Product: SH3 domain-containing protein
Exons: 3
Coding region: 1-648 (215 amino acids)
Molecular function (GO): protein binding
Source: RefSeq, a predicted model, not a curated record
AUGAAGAGGGCUUUGGUCAUCGACGCUUGUCAACAUGAGCGACUGAACCCGGACCGCGAAGGUAUAGAGCUCGCGAUCCGCCCGCACGAGCCGCAGACCCCCGAGGAGCUUCGGAUUGAGGUCGAUGAUUGCAUACAGGUCCUCCAGAGGAACGAUGGUGAUUGGGACAUUGGCUAUAAUUUGACCGCGCAUGAGAAUAGACCGACAGAGCUUCUGGUCGGAUUCUUCCCGCGUCAACGCACCCUCGAACGCUACGGCGCGGGCUAUCCCCUCCGCCCCCGAAACGCCGAAUGGAGCGCGCCACGGCCGGGCAUCAAGCUUCCCAAUCUCGACGAAGGGCCACCACGCGACUGUAUUGAGCAGCGCUUUGCCUUACGCCGCCUCACGAACUCGAUCCGGGAGUAUUGCGGCUGCCUCCUCCUGCGGGCGAACAACGCGCUCCAGAGGCGCACGGACGAGCUGGCGGAUGAGGCGGAUCGGUUGCAGGAGGUGGCUGACAGCGUGGAGAGUGAGCAGGGGUGGGUUGCAGCGGAGUUGGAUCGGGUGGAGGAGAAAGUGCAGAAGGAGGCGCAGCGGAGGUCGACAAUCGUCGAGCGGAUGGACGACCUGAUCCUCUCGCUUGUCAUCCUCUCGCGGCGCCCAGCGUGA